CGUACGCUCUUCUGACCGGCACGAAGCGAGUGAAAAACUCUGCAUCUUCCCCCUUUAUUACCGUGACAUGUCCUCAGGUAUUGUGUAAGUGGUCCAAGCUUACAGCCACCUUCAGUCAAAGUCACUAAUAAUUAGUCAAAUCGCUUGUUAAGGGGGAUAUCAUAUAUCAAGUGAACCUCCGAGCCGAAAAGAGGCAUGGAGACUAAACCUCAGGUGGAUUCUCCUCAGAAAUCACCUGUGUCAAAGACUCUGCCUCAGACUUCAUCCAGUGAUACAGACGCCAAGAAGACUUCUAGCAAUGGAGUUGCCGGUGUUUCUGUAGACCAAAAACCAGAAACAAAAGAGCAGCCACCCCCAUCUUCUACAUAUCAAGCCACCACUAAGACUGAAGGUCAGUCUGAAUCCAAAAGUUCAAUUGCCAAAGAAUCAGAGGACACUAAAGAUACUACUUCUGAUGCGUCCAAAGAUAAAGAGAGUGCGUCUCAUCCAAUCAUAUCAGUAGACAUCCAAAAGAGUAUGCCUUAUGAAAGUAAACAAGCAGUUCCUGAAGACUCCAAACAAGAUAUGAAGUCAGAUACAGCAGUUUCUCCAGAAGUCGUUGCUUCUGUAGUUACUAAUGCAGUUGUAAACGAAGCGGCCUUGGCAGUGAGUGGAACAGAUGGACUUGUUUUAAACGGUAACAAAAUCUCUAGUGAUUCCAGUAAAGUAGACUCCGUAGUUGAAAAAGAACUAAGUAAAAUUAGUGAGGCCAUAAAUGGUAAAACUGAAUUAAAAAGUGUUGAAACUACAAAACAGGAUUCCAAAGCGCUACCAAAUGGGGACAUUGACCACUCCCCAGUCUCCGAUGGGACUGUGGAAGCUACACAAAAAAAUUCAAAAGAUGUUUCUAAAAUUCAUGUUUCUAGUGCACAAGAUAAAGAAGAAAUAGCAACAAAGAAAGACGUAGUGAGUACUUUAGAAGAUACCACAUCUGCCACACAAAUAACAACUCCAGUUAGUACAGAUAAAGCACAAAGUGAGAGCCAAGAUAGAACGCAAACUAUAGAUAUUGGCCCUUGCAAUGGUGUACCUGGCAUAAUAACUGUAGUAGGAAUCACUAAGAAAGACUCAACUCAAAACAUUAGCUUAGAAAAAGAAUCCGAUGGCUUAGCAACAGAUUCAAAAAAAUCAAGUGAUUUGAAAGAAAUAAAAAAAGUUGAAGAAGAUACCAGUAAGUCAGAUGCAUCAAAAGAUAGUAAGGAUGAUAAAGAACAGAAAUCAGUAGAAGGGAGUCAAAUUGUAGAAAGUGAUUCUAAAACUACCGGUAUCAUUCUAGGUGGUGAGAAAGAAGCAGAUACAAAAGGAAAAGAUUCUACCGUUCCAGAUGACAAAUCUAAAACUGAAAGCUUAGCAACUACUUUCGCGAAGGACAACUUAACGGACAGUGCAAAAUUGCAGAGUAGUACACUUAAAACUUCUGAACAGCUUGAAAGUAAAACACCUGAUUCUUCCUCUGCAGAUAAAGAUUCUUCAAAGAAAGAUGAAAAAAUAGAAAUUUCAGAAACAAAGCAUGAGCCAUCAGAGUCUCUUGAGACACAUCUUGAUGAAAAGGCAGAGAAAGUCGAAGCGAUUUCGAAAGGCACUCAUAAAGAAAGUGAUCAAAAUGCAGCAGACAAAGGAGAUAAAGCUAAGCAGGAGGAGGAAGACGGUAAAGCAAAAGUGGAAACCAGUAAACAAAUCGAUUCUGAUAAAUUGUCUGGUGAUUCGGAUGUCCCAGAAGAUAAGGCAGAUAAAAAAACAGUUGCAGUUUCUUCUCAUCCAGAAAAAGAAACCUCCAAAGAAGAAGAAAGUGCAGCUGCAAAAGAAAUUGUGAAAGAUGUAAAGCAAGACUUGCCAAAAGAGAAAACUGCUGAUAAACAUGAAGAACCACCUAUUACAAAGGAAGAAAAUAAGAUUGAUAGUGAAAUUGUUAAAAAACCAGAUUCUGUUCUGGAAAUUUCGUCUGAAUCUCCCGAUUCUACCGAUGUAAAAACUGAGCAAAAAUCUACAAAGGACAGUAGUUCUAAAUCUCCUAUGCAUGAACCUUCAGAUAAACAAGAGGUUCAGGCAAAGGAAUCUGAAAGUAAACCUACCGAUAAAACCUGUGAUAUGUCAUCAAUGAUGACAUCCCAAAUCCUAACUGAAGAGCUUCUUAAUUCCACAGAAGAAUCGAAAAGUGCCGACGAACAGAAAGAGAAAUCUGAAACUCUGUCUUCAGAGAAGAUUGUUCAGACAGAGACUCAACCAAAGACUGUAGAAAAAGUCGAAGAAAAAGUCUUAUCUCGAGAGAUUGAAUCUUGUAGAAUAUCAGCUGCGAGGUAUUCUCCUGAGACUUGUGAUGUAGGCGUAGGAAUUGAUGAAAGGAGAAUGGUGCGAGUUGCUGCCGGAGAUGGUGGAGAAGAGGAGGUUGACGGACAAGAAGCAACUACAGUAGUAGAAGUAACAGAAGACGCCCCCUCUGCCCCUGAUGAAAGUAAUCUAAUAGCCAACGGAUCAUCUACUACAAGUGUCUCUCCCACCCCGUCUAAGGAUUCUUCCACAACAAGCAAGCCAGCAUCGGCCGAGAGCAAGAAAGAUACAGAUUCCUCGAAGGAUGAUCAAAGUAAACCUGCCUCAGCUGUGUCCCGAUCUUCCAUUCCAGAAGCCACUGUGUAUGAACCACCUGAAAGGCGUCGAUCAGCGACGUCAGUGGAAAGCCAAGAGAAAAAAGAAUUGGCGACAGAAAAAAGCCAAGAGGACGGAAAAGAUGCUGAACCGGAAAGUAAAGAAAAAUCGCUGCCAGAUGAUAGUAAGGAUACAGACACAGUCGUUGAAAAGAAGAGCGAGGAAAAGACUUCGUCUGAGGAAAAGUCUGAAGAAACUGUCAUCAAGAGUGACGAUGAAAAAGAAAAACCAAGCAGUGCCAAAGAAUCUGAAGAAGCUGUAAGUGAAACAACAGAAGUAAAAUCUGACGUGCAACAAGAUGAAAAAGCGGCGGAAAGUCAUAUUAAAGAACCCCAAAGCAGUGAAAAACCAACAGAGGAUGAGAAAGCCGAUCAAGAUGUUAAAACUGAAAAAAAUACAGAAAAGCCCGCUGAGGAAGAAAAGGGAGAAAAAGAAGCAGCAGAAAGUGAUUCAAAAUCUGUAGAAGGGAAGAAAGACACACCCGUGACAGAGAAAACCGAGGCUGCAGAAGAUAGUGAAUCUAAACAACCUGAUAUUGAAGGGAAGGAACCGGUGGAGGAAGUUGGCGGUGAUGUUGCUGAAAAGGCAAGUGAAGCUGAAAACCCUGAAACGCAAACAACAAAAGAGGAUUUAGAGCCUUCUGAAAGUGAAGCAAAGCCGGAGGCAGAAACCACAGCAGCUCCUGAAGCAGUCCAAGAAACUGUCAAAGCAGACGAAGGGCCAGAAGAGAUACAGCCUCCUGUACUCGAAACUAAAGAGGAAAAAGAGGAAGACAAGGACAAAGAGGAAGAGAAAGAAGGAGAAGAAAAGACUGAAAAGGAGGAAAUAGUUAAAGAACUGGAGGAGCCCAAGACUCUCGUAGAAGAAGAAUCAAAACUCGAGGAGGGGGCAGCAGAAAAGCCUGAGGAGGCAAAGGAGGCAGAUGACACAGCAGCGAAGGAGGCAGCGGAUGAAGUGGAGGGUGACAAAGGAGUGGACCAGAAAGAGGAGGAAAUUGCCGCAACACAAAAAGAGGAGGAAAUUGAGGCGAUUGAAGAACCGGAAACUAUGAAAAAUGAAGAGAAGGAAGUAGAGGAAGCUGCCCCAGAAGAAAAAUCUGAAGAAAAGACAGAAGAAGAAAAGGCAACAAAAGAAGAGACAGAAAAAGAAGAACAAAAAGAAGAAGGACAAGUAGAAGCAGAACCGAAAGAGACAGAUGAAGAAAAAGCAGAAGAAAAAGAAGAGCAAAAAGAAGAAGAACAAACAGAAGGAGAGGAAAAAGAAGAAGAGCAAAAAGAAGAAGAUGAAGCAAAGCCUGAAGAAGAAGGAGAAAAACAAGAAGGGACAGAAGAAGGAGAACCUGAUGAUAAACCAGAGCCCCCUCCGAAAUCGCCGACUAAGCGAAUGAGAUCGCCCGAUAAAGCAGGAAAAAGAGGAUCAUUGCCACAACUAAGAUUGCCACCAAAAAGUAGCAAUGGAUGGGCAGUUAAAGGGUUGCCACCUGUCGGAAGGAUAUCUCCUUAUGAAGGUGUUUCGCCCAUAUCUUCCCCACCGAAACCACUCAAAACACCUCCUUCCCCCCAGAAACCACCGAAGACGACGUCUCCCAAGAAGAAAAAUGGAAUGUUGUCUCCCAUUAAAACACCGAAGACGCCUGGUUCAGAUACAAGAAAGCUUCCUCCAAUAAAGGCACCAGUAGGAUUAGCCCCAAAUCCAAAUCUUAAGAACAUUCGAUCAAAAAUUGGAUCUUUUGAUAAUAUACGUUAUAAGCCAGGUGGUGGUGACAAAAAGGUAAUUAGCACAAAGAAACUGGAAUGGAAGGCCGCACCUAAAAUUGGAUCUCUUGACCAUUCCUUUAAGAGUGGAGAGAAGAAACAUGGAAAAGGUCAUUCCAAAGGAGAAGCAAAAGAAGGAAAAUUAGUUGAUGGCCAGAGUCCUUUGCCAUCCGGCGAUGAAGGAGAACCAGAGCACGCCAGCGGGGAAAUUGCCACUGAAACACUUACCAAGCAAGAAGGAUCCUCAACCACCGAAGCACCCGUUGCUAUAGCAACGGAAUCUUAAAAACGUGUCUUGCAUAAGCGUAAUUAAAUAUUAAAAUAAUUGAAAUUGUUGUUCUAUCUUGGUAUAAAACAUCCUAGGUCUUAUAAAUGAAGAAAAUCAAUCUCCAUACUUAAUAUUGUCAUGUGCUUCUAUUUUAGUUUUGCCAUAUUCUGAACAGCAGUUAUGUACUUUGUGUAAAGUCACUGUUUCUGAUUUUUUGGGAAUAUUCUAGAGAUUUCGAGAACAGACUCGCUUUGAAUUAACACUACACUAAAAAUAACGAAUUAUAAAUGAAAUUCACUAAAUUUAAAUAGAAAAAUAUUUAACGGAAACAAAAAAAAAAUUCAUUCACUAUUAAUUUCAACUUGUUUUAUUGCAGAAACUUUAAUUUAAAAUAACUUAUUUUGAUGUAUUUCCAUUGUUAAUAAUUUGAUGAUAAUGUUCCAAUUUUGCAAAAGUAUUGUUUAGAAUCUGUUAUAAGGAAUCCAUUUAAAAUUUGCAACUUAUCUAGUAUAAUUAUUCAUAUAUUUUAUGCUAAUUAUCUUAUUAUAAUAAAGUUUCUCUAUACUGAAAAACAUAUUUCAUAGAGUAUGUUUCAACCAAUCAGAAACAAUGACGUGGAAACUGCUUAGCGUGUAUGUAUAGACGUUGAUAAUGCGUAUUUUUUUUAAUUAUAAUCCCUUCGAUAUAAAUCUCUUCCUCGCUUUCUUAACAACUCCUUUGUCCGCACUCUCUAGUAUUAACAAUGGGAUUUGGACUGAACUACGAAAUGAGCUACGAAGAGAUUUUUAUUCAAAUAUAAAUGCUUACGAAUGAAGAGUGAUAAUUUUAAGGAAUUCCGUAGGAUAAUGUUUAAAUGAAUUUUAAAAAUAAUCGUCACUAAGGAUAUUUACGUUGAGAUACACUUUUGUAUGUAUGUAGCACAGCUUAAUUUGAUUACUACUUGCAAAAGUGCACUAAGAAUGUACAUUUACUAGAAUGUUUUAUAUUCAUAUAUAUUAUAUUCUUUCCUUAUCAUGAACUAAUUUAAGUUAUAUCUUUAAAAUUUAAUUGUCAUGUUAACUGGAUUUUAUCAAUUGGAUUGUAUGUUUAUACCUUUUUACAUAUUCUCGAAAAGCCCAUAAAUUUCUUCCGUCUACGAAAAAUUAGUAAUAUGUAAAUAAUUUGAUUGCCAAGAAAAAUUGUAUGAAUAAAUUAAUUUAGUAUUUUAUCAACGGAAGCUAAUAAUCAAUAUAUUUUGUAGAUUUUCUGACCUAGAAUGUUACGAUCAAAGUAUUUUAAUUAAAUAUUUAUUAUUUUCUUUUAGAUAUUUCAUGCAUUUAAAGUUGAAAUUAAUUAAUUAGCUUAAAUAAUUAUAAUUUUCAAGGUAUUGCACUUUAAGUAGCAGUUUAGCCUUCAGGUAAAACGAAAUUGUGAUUGAAAUGUUAUGAUUAAAAUUAGAACAUAAUUUGCAAUCGCGAAUUUAUAAUAAUAAAGUGUUUUUAGAUAAUAGAAAUUAAUAACCAAAAAAGCAGAAUUUUUUUUGAAAUAGAUAAAUAUCUU
Messenger RNA from Argiope bruennichi, 6243 nucleotides. Its product is annotated as calponin homology domain-containing protein DDB_G0272472-like. The coding region runs from base 196 to 4722 and encodes 1508 amino acids. The record is from RefSeq and is a predicted model, not a curated record. The transcript has 12 exons. Lineage: Eukaryota; Metazoa; Arthropoda; Arachnida; Araneae; Araneidae. Gene Ontology annotation, molecular function: tubulin binding.